This is a messenger RNA of Orcinus orca (killer whale), 1182 nucleotides long. RefSeq lists its product as uncharacterized. Lineage: Eukaryota; Metazoa; Chordata; Mammalia; Artiodactyla; Delphinidae. The coding region runs from base 1 to 1047 and encodes 348 amino acids. The transcript is spliced from 5 exons. The record is from RefSeq and is a predicted model, not a curated record.
AUGCAGUGCCUGUGGUGUGGGCCUCUGCGCUGGACCAAGAAAUUCAGACUGGAUGGUGUAGGCAACCCUGCCGUCACUCAAGAGAACCUGGCCCGGAGCCCAGGAGCGACCCCAGGAGGAGUGGGAGUGGGGGCGGGGGCGGGGGCGGGGGAAGGCCGCCGGGCGCGCUUCUGCCUCGGGCGCUGGCCCUUUAAGGUCGGCGUCCCGGGAACAAAGGCCCGGCCUGAGAACCGGCCUGAGUCACUUCAGUUCCUCCGCCCGCGCCCUCCCCACCCGGCCCCUUCCCACCCGGGACUACCGGCGGUUCCGCGGGGUCCGCCCCUUGGGCCCGGGGGUCUGCGAAGCGCGCGGGCGCGGUGGGCGCGGGCCUCCCCAGACCCCUGUCGUCGUCUGACUCCUGCGGGCGUGGGCCGGGGGCUGGCGGCCGGGACCCCCGGCUCUGGGCCUCCCAGUUUGGGCCUCAGUUUCCACAUCCACAAACCGGGGAGAUCCCUUUCUGGAGGCCGAGUGAGCGGGCUCCUCCCCAAAGCAAAGAGAACUCCGAGCCUCGUACUCUUCCCGUCUGAAGUCCGUGGGAACACCAGCUCCAACAGAUCAUUCUGCCCUUUCUUGGAAACAAGAUUCCAGGGAUGUUCUUCCAAAGGGAACCUUAGAUUUUGUGGUGGAACCUGUGUCCAGAUAGGAAGCCUACACACGGGUCCCGGAGUCUCCAAGGAGGUGACUGCAGGCGGAGGCUUGCAGGGUGUCCCUGCCCGCCCAUGGUGUCGGCGUGUUCUCUGUCCCCUGCUCGCACCCUGGGAUGUUCUGAUUUCCUCACCCCAGCUCUCUGUUGAGCCGCAGAAGUUGGGCAACUGCCCUGGGUCCUCGGAACUGGCUUCUGCUUCACAAGUUGAUCUGAAGCUACUGCUGUCCAGAGGCCUCAGUCCCUACCGAGCCUGGCUGUCCCUGACGGUGGCUUCUCCUCUGGGUGCCGCGGGUCAAAGACCCCCACGUGGAGGCAGCGCCGUGCUCUGGGCAAGAGUGCAGGCUCCGGGUCACCCUUUCUGAGUGUAAACCUGGCUCUGCCGUGGGCUAGUGGCCUUGACCUUUACCCCCUGUAAAACGAGGUCCCAAAGAUUCCUCUCUUACAGAGAUGUUGGGAGGUUUAAAUGAGAUAAUUUUAAAGUGUUUAGCCUUGAGUAA